CGCUGCCGCAUGACCUCAGAAAAGGCUCCUGCUGUGACUGUGUAACUGCAUUCCCGUUCCUGGCUUGCCUUGAUACGGACGUGUACGCACUUGCGACUUCGUCAUCGGAGGCACGUAUCAGUUGUCUCGUGCCCGUCGCUUGGAGCUCCGGAGGGGGGAUCCCCCGCGGAUAUCACUGCAUAACUAGCCCGCAACUCAGGAGAGAGUCCCAGUACUCUCCAGACCCUUCCCUCCUCUAUUCGCCUGGUCCUUUUCCGUCCGCUGUCCCAUCUCUCCUCGUUCAGCCAUGGCGAUUGCUGCCCAGACUGCCGUCCCGGCCCCAAAGCCGGUAGCUUCCAAACCAGCAGCCGACACGGAUGCUUUCCACUGUCUUGUCCAGGAGCUCAGCAGGGUCCUUGGGCCCUCCUCCGGCAUAGACUCGGACGACGUAGACCCAGAGCAGUUGAAAGAAAUCAUGAAGAACUAUGUCUCCAAAUCUGCCGAGUGGGAGAGGUACGCCUUGGGCGACAAGAGCAGAAACUACACUAGGAAUCUUGUAGACAAAGGAAAUGGCAAAUCAAACCUGCUCAUACUGGUUUGGACUCCUGGCAAGGGUUCGAUGAUCCAUGACCACGCCAACGCCCACUGCGUGAUGAAAGUUCUGAAAGGUUCUUUGAGAGAAACCCUGUACGAGUGGCCUGAUCAGGCACUUGCCGCGCAAGGGAAGCCAGCACCUCCGAUGAUCAAGAAGGAGACAGUGUACCAUGAGAACCAAGUCACCUACAUGUCGGACCAGCUGGGUCUUCACCGAAUUUCCAACUCGGAUCCAGAAAACAUUGCAGUCUCGCUACAUCUUUAUACUCCUCCCCAUGCGGAGCACUUUGGCUGUCAAAUCUUCGAUGAGAGGACUGGUAAAGCCAGCCAUGUCUCACAAUCGAACUUCUUCUCCAUCGUCGGUGCUAGGAUUUAAUGCAAUCCCGCGAAGUACAACCUUUCUCUUUGUUUGAUGUUUAGCCGAAGCAUGACUACCAUCUGAUAACGGGUAAUGGGGAGUUUACGGUUGGGUUUCCGUUCAGCAUCAGGUACAGUAAUUAUCGGGAUAUUAAUAGCAGGCAUCUCAUCUCUACAUUAGUCUUUAACAAAUUGAUAGUUUUCCGAAAGAAUCGGUCAAGGCC
Aplosporella prunicola CBS 121167 is the source of this 1154-nucleotide messenger RNA. RefSeq lists its product as uncharacterized. The transcript has 4 exons. Gene Ontology annotation, molecular function: cysteine dioxygenase activity; ferrous iron binding. Lineage: Eukaryota; Fungi; Ascomycota; Dothideomycetes; Botryosphaeriales; Aplosporellaceae. The coding region runs from base 287 to 949 and encodes 220 amino acids. The record is from RefSeq and is a predicted model, not a curated record. Gene Ontology annotation, biological process: L-cysteine catabolic process.